UGUCAGCAUCCUACUGUCGUUAUUCUCUCGGAUAAAUCCCGCAUAGUUCAGAGCGGUGCAACUCACCAGUCGAUGACUGUGUUGCCAAAUGCAAAAAAAAAAAUGUCAUGUCCGAAUAAUAUAGCGCCCGGUAAAUUCCUGAUGGAUUCUUUAACGGGAGGAUCAUCUUCCUUCAGGGCCGAGGGUUAUUCCAACAACCCCGGGAUGUAUAGCCACGCGGCUGCAGAGUACGGAUAUUCAAUGAUGAGGAACAUUGGGAAGGUAGGACCAGCUUCACUCUCGAAAGGAGACCAGGUUGCUCCGGGCGGUGUUCCGCUCAGCGGCUUCCUGGAUGCGCCCUACCUGUCGGCCGCAUGGACACCGGGCUCCAAAACCAGUGGGGAGGAACAACCUGUUGCCCAGUGUUUACAACCCUGCUCAUUUCCAGCGGGCAACGUCAAAGAGGAGGCGUUUUGUUGCCUCUAUCAGGAUGACAGCAAUAAGGGGAAGCAGACAACAGAGUCGGCCACUUACAUCCGGCUCGGGGACAAUAGCUGCCGGCCCGAGCGCAGCGCCUCGUCCAGAGACUGUUUCCAGGUGUACAACGAGAGGCCGCAGCAGGACGACGAGCAGUUCCCCUCCGGCUUCUCUCUGACCCACUUGGAGACAUCUGUUGAAUCAGCAUCAAAAUCGGCAAUAAGUUGCAAUACAUUGGCACAGGGAAGAACGAGGGAGCGUUCAAAGACAGAUGAGAGUCAGAAAAGAAAGGAAGAGAAGGCCAAGAGUGACAGCUGUUCAGAUAACUCGGACGGGCAAUUAAAAGUAGAUGAUUUAUCCGAGGAAAAGACCACGGGAAGCUGGUUGAAAGCCAAAAGCGGAAGGAAAAAGCGCUGUCCCUACACAAAGCACCAGACGUUGGAGCUGGAGAAGGAGUUCUUGUUCAACAUGUAUCUGUCUCGGGAGCGCCGCCUGGAGAUCAGUCGGAGUAUCAACCUGACCGACAGACAGGUCAAGAUCUGGUUCCAAAACAGACGCAUGAAGCUCAAGAAGCUCAACAGGGAGAGCCGAGGCAGGGCGCACAGUGCAGUAUAUAACUAUUCUUAAAGACAAUUCCAGCAGACUUUCACACACAUGCACAUACAUAUGCAUACAUGCAUACAUGCAUACAUACAUACAUGCAUACAUACAUGCAUACACGCACCCACAUGCAUAGACAUGAUAGACAGACAGAGAAGCACGUGUCAUCUCAUAAUGUGUUGAAUUGUCAUUUAUAAAAAUGCUCUUUGUGCAAGCCACACACACACACACACACACACACACACACACACACACACACACACACACACACACACACACACACGCACGCACGUCAUGUCUGCCCACCGGCAGACUUUAGUUCCAGAACAACGCUUGCUGGAGGAGCAUUGGGACAUCGUGAUGCUAUUGCCUUGAACUGACAACUGUGAAGCAAACGAAAAGAGGAGGAUGUUUUGCCACUAUUGCAGCCUUUUCGUUGGUAUCCGUUGCUGUGGCAUGUUCGUAACGUGUUCCCAUGACAAUAUCAAGCCACGUCAUCGCAAGAUGAGACCAAAACAAUGAAGUAGUAGUACACGGAAAGGCAUUACCAACUUUGUCCUUCCUCUAGAAUAGUGGUGGAAAUGAGAGGGAGGGAAAGACACACCGCGGAUGAGAGAAGUAGAUCAUGGCAGUUUUAAUAGAAGUGAGAGACCAUAACGUUGAUUUAAAUAUUAUCCAGGUGACCACAGUAAGUCAAGGUCAUAAAAUUCUAAUGUCAGGUUCGCCCUGAAAACGUUGGGGGUGGAUUUUAUGAUCUGCAAAUAUAAUGUGCUGCAGCAGUAAAGAUGCGUUUAAAGGUGUGUGUGUGCGCGUGUGGAGGGGGGCUAAUCCAUAGCAGAGCCUGCAAUGUGCGGGCUCCAUCGGAGGCGCCGAGCUGGAAGGAACAACAGCUUCCACCCGGCAAAAUGGAGCUUCGCGAGAGCAGGAGAUAAGAAAGAUGGUGGAUAAAAGAGGGACGGCGACCACGACGGCGGCGUGAACAAUAAUAACAACACGCAUCGUGGUAAACACGUGGACAACGGAACGGAGCAGGAAGCAAGUCAAGACGGUCCGUCGGGUCAAAAUGAGUGGGACCGUGGAUUUAUCGAUAAAGGAACGCAGGCGGCUCAUAGAAAUGUUAUCUGAAGAAAUAUCGCAGACGCUUCUCCGGUCGCCCCAAGUUGCCUGCGGAUCACUUUGCAACUCCGAAGCUCUGCUAUUGGACGAUGGCCUCACGUGACUACGGCUCCCUUCUGUUCCAGGUUGAACCCAGGUGAACAUCUUCAGUGCCCACUGGAGCCUCUGGGUCACUGCCAUGCCGAGGUGGACUUCAAGAGCAGGAGCUGCGGUCUACUCGCCAUCUGCCACUCAGGAGUAAUUUAUCCCUGGAUGAAUCCACGGCCAGCUGAUUCAGAACUAUAUGUGGUGGUCCCAUGGUACCUUCUAAGUGACUGAGAUGGGGAUUUGACAGGUCUGCUUCCGUGUGGAGCUGUGAUUAAUGUGGCCUGUCAGGCAGCCGUAGCGGCGUCAGAUGUUUCCCCCAGACUGUUUCUUCAGGAGGUAACUUACCCUGAACACAUGACACAGUAGACAGCCAGUCUUGUAUAGUGUCUAAAGCAUGACUGAAUACACAGGAAGAGCCGAGAACCCUAAUUUGUCCCAGGUUGAUUGGCGGAGGAUUAACAUGGUUCUCACUGGCACUUGAAGUCCAAGGAGGGUGUACGUUUCAGGAUAGGCCUGUGACAUAUUGCGCGGUGGCUCUUAUC
This is a messenger RNA of Gasterosteus aculeatus aculeatus (three-spined stickleback), 2801 nucleotides long. NCBI's taxonomy places the organism in Eukaryota, Metazoa, Chordata, Actinopteri, Perciformes, Gasterosteidae. The record is from RefSeq and is a predicted model, not a curated record.